AUUUCCAUUUUGGCAUCGAAUUAUUUACGUCCGUUGCUUGAAUUUAUGAAUACAUUUAUAAUACUUUGUAAUACACUCUUCUAAUACAUUGUUCACCUACCUCACUUGCUUGCAACAACUCUAUCCUUUAUAAAACAUUGCCAAUAUCAGAUGACAUUUGGGAUACCAAGAGAUACAUGCUCCUUAUCUACCAUCUUUUGAAGACUGAAGAAAAAUGUUAUACAGAACAGAUAUAUAACACUGUUUCUAUAAAUGUAUGGCAGAAUUACUGUGAAAUAUUUACUCUGAACUGUGAUUAUUAGCAAAAUGUGUACUACACUGAUUGGAGUGUCUACAAGAUGAGAUUGUGUAAACUAAACUUGAAUAAAUUUACAAGAGUUCUUAGACAAGGGUAACACUAGACAAAAAUACAGCAGUAUAAAUAAUUUUAAAGAAUAAAGUAUAAGAACAAAAGCAAGAAAAAUAUAUGCAUUGUGAUUUGAGAAGGUAAAUAAUGGAAAAGAGUGAGAAACCUGAGGAAAUGAUUUGUCCUGAAGGUACGAUAAAAGAGAAAAGUAAAUUGUCAUACGACUGUGAUAUGUGUAAAAAGUCAUUCUCUCAAAAAGGUAACCUAAAUACUCACAAACGUAUUCAUACAGGAGAGAAGCCAUAUCAUUGUGAUAUUUGUGGUAAAUCAUUCACUGGAAGUAUUGACUUAACUAGGCAUAUACGCAUUCAUACAGGAGAAAAACCAUAUUAUUGUGAUAUUUGUGGUAAAUCCUUCUCUCAAAGUGUUGUCUUAACUACACACAAACGUAUUCAUACAGGAGAGAAGCCAUAUCACUGUGAUAUCUGUGGUAAAUCAUUCUCUCGAAGUUAUCAUGUCACUUCUCACAAACGUAUUCAUACAGGGGAGAAGCCCUAUUGUUGUGAUAUCUGUGGUAAAUCAUUCUCUGAAAGUAGUGUCUUGACUAAACACAAACAUAUUCAUACAGGAGAGAAGUCAUAUCGCUGUGAUAUCUGUGGUAAAUCAUUCUCUCUAAGUAACCACUUAGCUGAUCACAAAAGUAUUCAUACAGAGGAAAAGAGAUAUCUCUGUGACAUCUGUGGUAAAUCAUUCUCUGUAUGUAAUCACUUAGCUGAUCAUAAAAGGAGUCACACUGGAGAGAAGAGGUAUCUCUGUGACAUCUGUGGUAAAUCAUUCUCUGAAUGUAGUGCAUUGACUAGACACAGCCGUAUUCACACAGGAGAGAAGCCAUUUCAUUGUGAUAUCUGUGGUAAAUCAUUCUGCAGAAGUAGUGACUUUACUAAACACAAACGUAUUCAUUCAGGAGAGAAGCCAUAUCACUGUAAUAUCUGUAAUAAAUCAUUCUCUCAAGGUAAUAACUUAGCUAAACACAUAUAUAUUCAUACAGGAGAGAAGCCAUAUCACUGUGAUAUCUGUGCUAAAUCGUUCUCCACAAGUAGUGCCUUGACUUCUCACAAACGUGUUCACACAGGGGAAAAGCCAUAUCACUGUGAUAUUUGUGGCAAAUCAUUCUCUCAAAACAGUGACUUAACUAAACACAGACGUAUUCAUACAAGAUAAAAGCCAUACCAUUGUGAUAUCUAUGGCACAUCAUUCUCUGGAAGUCUUCAAUUAGCUAAAUGCAAACAUAUUCUUAGAGGAGAGAAACCAUGUCACUGAUGUAUAUGGUAAAUCUUUCACUGAAAGUAGCUUCUUAUGUAGGCAUGUAUAUAUUCAUAUACAAGUAUAACUAUAUCAAUGUAAAAGUUCAUAGCAACAACAAAUAUUUUAAUUUUUACCUAUAAUGUGAAUAGCCUUGUGGGUUUUAAUCACAUCAAUAACUGACACAUUGUGGCACUGUAUUUUGUGCUGUCAUUUACAGCUGGUUGACCCUUCUUGAUGCAACACACUUUAGUUAUCUCCCACAGCAUACCGUGAUAUAGAUUUUGGCUAAAAUUCCUCUAUAAGAUAAAAAAUUACCCAUCUGUAUCUGUAAAUGUAUUCAUGUAAAAAAGGAGAUACAACAGUGUGUGGUAACUGCCUCCCAAUACUACAUUUUAUUUCACUACGGCUAUAUUUUCAUAGGUGAGAUAACUUAUCUCUGGGAUAUUUUUAAUAAAAGCAAUUUCUUCUCGCUUU
Messenger RNA from Octopus bimaculoides (California two-spot octopus), 2125 nucleotides. Its product is annotated as zinc finger protein 271-like. NCBI's taxonomy places the organism in Eukaryota, Metazoa, Mollusca, Cephalopoda, Octopoda, Octopodidae. The record is from RefSeq and is a predicted model, not a curated record.